CUGAAACAAACGUCCUGUAUUCCUCAGGACAGGGGCCUGGACCGGCUACAAAACCAAGUAAUAGUGGUAGUGGUCAUGGUAUUGGUGCAUUGGGGACAACCCCCGAAUGUGACUCCGUUAUUGACAUUCAGGGGCAACAACAGGCCCAGCUUGCACAACUUUUGCAGCAAGUGGCCCAAGGAUCGAAUAUCGGUAAUUCUGUGGCGUCACUCUCAUCUACAAUUGCAGCAUCAGGGCUUGUUCUGUUACCUCCACCACCAUUGACAAUCAAAAAUUUGACCAUCCACACCUCACUCCUCUCAACAAAACAACAGCUUCAACAACAGCAGCAACAACUACAGCAAUUGCACCAUGUUCAGAUCAAUGCUGCACUAAAGAAACAGCAACAACAGCAACACCAACGGCAAAUACAGAUGCUACAGCAGCAACAUGACCAGAAACAGCAACAGCAACAUUAUGGCAUACAACCGUUGUCAAUGGAGGAUUGUUCACCAAGUGCACUCUCAGAUGCGACAAUGGGGGAGGGUGAGCGGGAACGUGAGAGUAUGUCAAUGGACUGUGCCAGUGGAGGUGCAGCAGUAGCAGGAGCAACAGGAGGCCAGUGUCAAGGUCAGGGCCAGGGCUCGCCUUCACAGCUCACAUCUCGAUCAACUUCUGGAGUCACGUCGCCUGUGCCAGGGAGUGCUCAUUUGUUUAACAACACCUCAGGAUUUUCGGUGCUUGGAGAAAGUAGUAUGAACCAAUAUCCUCCUCCUGAUCAAUGGAGCUAUACUAUGACACGAUAUCACGCCUCUCUUAUCCCGCUUUGCCAUAUCGAAGAGCCUCUCACGUUUUAUGAAGCCAUGGAUGAUCACCUGUCCUUCGACACAAAUGAUAAUGAGCACAGUCAUAUUGAUAUCAACCAAAAUGAUGAGGAUGAUGAGAGGGACGAUAAUGAAUUGUCCUUUAUGAUGGACAGAGACGAAGGCAGAGACACGGACAAAAGAGAGGACGACGCUUCUUUUUCCAUUUCUUCCCGUGAAAAAAAACCACAUCGUCAGCUUCCAAACAUAAACAAUACAAUCAACAACAAUAAUAAUAAUCACAAUAAUGUAAAUGAUCACGGGCUGCAUUCGCAGGAGCAGCUGCAGCUAUGCAACCACAACAAAAAUAUCACCGAUAACAACAUCACAAGUUCAGUGUCACAUGAGCCAUCAUAUCUCUUUGAGGAAAACGACCAUGACCAAACCAUCAGCACUGCUCAGCCAAAGUAUCUACAAGAGCAUGGGAGGACAACAACGGAUAGUAGUGGCGAACAGAUAUUCUUUUAUGAUGGUCCGAAUCUUAUGCAGGCAACACUAAAGGAUGAUUGUGAUUAUGCAGUGGAUGAGGACAGGUCCAUAGGACCCCGAGUAAGCAGUCGGAUCCGUUCAAGAGCAGUAGCACUUGCAUCUGAUCUUUAUCCUAUACAGACUAAGCAGCCUCAUGACCAUACUCAAGCUGAAACUACAGCCAUUCUCAGUCCUGUCUCUCUAUCCAGCGGUGGCACUCGUCCUCUCUCUAAUUCUAAUGCCAAGAUAACCGUUAAGCGUGACUCGAUAUGGUCAGGGUUACAUAAACUUUCCAGAUCCAAGGGCCAUUCAAGAUCUAGGUCUAGAUCUAGAUCAAGGUCAAGGCUCCGAUCAAAGUCCCAGUCGAGAUCCAGAUCAAGAUCGAGGUCGAGGUCUGAUUCACGGCCCAUUACGCCACAUAGCAUAGCUACGUCCCAUUCACGUGCUCGGCCACAGUCUGUGGUUUCAGAUGCUUGGUCACGGACCAUACCUGAUCCUCUCCUCAGGAAAACGGACAUGCAGCUAUCCUCCUCCCCGUUCACUAAAACUCGCCCUGAUAUCCUGACCCGCGGCUUCUCUGCAGAGUCAAGCUCAACUCAGGAUCAUGACUACCAAAAGGGCCAAGACAAUGGAGGUGGAGGCGGUAGCAGCGCCACAGGAAGCUCUAUUCGUAAAGUUGCUGCCAAGGAGAGGCUUGUCGCGAUGGCCGCACGUACUGCAGGACCUUUGAACUCAUUGUCAGGUAAUUAUAUCGAUGCAAGUGUCAACCAUACCAAAGAGGUACCUAUUUCUGGAUCCGGAUGGCGCGAUGAUCGCAGUGGCGGUGGCUCGCCAUUAAGGAUACAGCGUAAUAGUGUUAGCGAAAGGGGAUCAGCCUUACAAGCAACAACAGAAAACCCCUUCGUCCUAAACCAAACACUAGAGCAGGGACAAGCAUCGCCUUCAUUACACCGUCACGCAGUAGCUGAUGCCGCCAUGGGUUUUCCUCACAACAACAGCUCGGUUCUUGUAUCAAGUGAUAUUCCCCAGAGUACUACCACAAAGGUACCAACGCCUAAUCUACGAAGCAUGCGUGGUACUAGGAAACCUAGACCAUUUUCAGUGGCAACCAUGGAAAAGCUCAUGGCCAGUGGCUCCAAUUCAAGUCAAACACAGGACUCACCACGUUUCGAUAAGCAACAGCACUUGCCACAGGCUAGUCGAAUGCAGGUGCAGCCAUUACCUAUAUACUGUGAUCCGCUAGAUGAUCUCAAUACCGAGGAUGUUAUGAAUACUAUGCCAAAGGUACCUGCCACGGCACGUCCAAAGAUCACCAGUUCGUGCUCUCGUCCUGAUAAUAGCUCAGCAGCUCCUCUUGCAGCACCAGAUGUGAUAAGCAAUCCUGGUGUGAAAGGGAAGGACGCUGAAGGAAACCUUCCUGAAAGCAUCAGCGUCAGUGGCGACAGUAGCCACAAAAGCAGUUACCGGACAGGUAUCAAGAGAAUGAGUGUUCCUUAUAUUCGAACCAUGCCUGAAGAAAUGUUGGGCUCUAUAAAUGGUCCGCUACAUGUACAUGAGCAUCAUAUUCAUCACCAUUACUACUGCCAGCAUUGUCCUCCUCCCUUGAUGCAUUCCAAUCCCGAGGAAAUAGGCCCUGUGGACCAGCAACAGCAGCAUUCAUCUUCCUAUCCUCACGCCCAUUCUGUCCACAACAAUACGACGGCGGCACAUCAUCAUCGGAGACGCCCAGAAAAUAUGCCGUUCUUGUCAACUGUGGUCGAGGCUCCACUUCAACAGCAAUACCUCCAACGAAGACGGGAGUCGCUUUUAGAGUCAGAAGCUCAAAGCUGUGGCCGCAGUCCUGUAGAGUAUGCGUAUGGACAGUCAUUUGCACCACAGCCGGACGAUGGCGGUAGCGGUGCGAAGCCUCAAGUGAGUAAGAAGAAAAGAAGUAUUCUUGGUACUAUGUCUAUGACAUCCACGAUGCGAAGGCGUUUCUUUGCAGAACAGAAAAAGCAAGAGCAACAGCAAGAGCAAGAGCAAGAGACUGAGCAAGAUCGUGCACUCAGGGAGACAUAUAAGGCGCAGCGACGUCAAAGCACACCAUUGUCAUUGUUUCAGUUCUGGCGAAAUGAUGAUAGUGCCUUGGAUUCGACCUCAACGAUGAGAUAUAACAAUAGUAGCCGAGAUAGACCCUUCGCAGCAGCGGGAGCUACUAUUCGAGUCAAGAGGCAUCAAAGAAGGUCCCCCUUGGAAGGCUUCAGCGACGAUGAGGAUGAUUCUUUUUUGGAUGACAGACUAUUGCCCUCAUUGGAUAGCAAUAACACUAUCAAUAAUAGCAACGGCGGCAGCGGAGGCCAACAGGAGCAACAACGUGCCAAGUUUCUGUCAAAACUCAAGCGAUUCUUGCUGAAGCCUAGCCCAUUUGCCAACAAUAAGGACGCUAUGGAUCAAGGUGUGACCUCCCCCUCCACUGCACCCAACACUCCAACUCAAGCACGGUCUGCUGCGACGGUUCGAGUGACCAAGAGCAGAUGGUCUCGUACUGGUAGCAAUCUGUUGGGAUAUCUGAGCCAGACAUCAAGAGGGGCUUCAGGACUGGAUGAUUUGGAUUCGGAACAAAACAUUUUGGAAGGAUGUCUAUCAUCCCCAUCAUCACCCACCUACUAUCAAUCACCUGGUCACCGUUCUCUUCGCAGGUGGACACAUCAGGACUUUUUUGAGCCCCCAACUCCAUCUUCGUUACCCUCAUUGCAGCGACGUGAACGAAUUGACAUCCGCGCCCAGUUUCAUCAGUCUUCAGCACCUGCUUUCCUGGAACAGCGUUUUACGCAUCACCAUCACCAGCACCAUUAUCAUCAUCAUCAUGACCCACAUCUGCUCCAGCAGGAGCAGGAUCAGCAACUGCAGCAGAGCCAACGUCGUCGUUAUAGCCUUAGUGGCGCCUCUUCUUUUUCCUCAAUUCAGCAAUCGCAGAAAAAGCAGCAACAGCAUCAACAAUGCCAACCUCAGCAAACUCUGAGGCAAGCGCAAGCACUUCCCCCACUUGACACCGUCGAUGCUGUUAAAGCUUCUAGUACCGUCACUACCAACACCACGGCUAUAACCACUCCAACAAACCCUAAUCCUCCUGUCCUCGGCUCGACUGAGCCAACCUUGCGGCGAUCUCCAAAGUCGGGCGUAAACUCUGUUAUAUCCUCACAACCCAUGUCAAGUCUGAAUGAUAAAGAGUCUUCUGAUCAAGAUACGGCCCCAACCCCAUGCUCGACAUCCCCUGUUACCACCAAGCCAACCCCCAUGCCCACAGCCGCAACCGCAAUUACCGCCUCAUCAUCCACACCAUCUGUCCACGCACCUGCAUUUUGAUGAAUACCCCAUACACACAAGUUUUGUAAUGAGAG
Molecule: messenger RNA, 4690 nt
Organism: Lobosporangium transversale
Lineage: Eukaryota; Fungi; Mortierellomycota; Mortierellomycetes; Mortierellales; Mortierellaceae
Exons: 2
Coding region: 414-4655 (1413 amino acids)
Source: RefSeq, a predicted model, not a curated record